Staurois parvus is the source of this 405-nucleotide messenger RNA. The record is from the annotation of a GenBank genome assembly. NCBI's taxonomy places the organism in Eukaryota, Metazoa, Chordata, Amphibia, Anura, Ranidae.
AUGGUCUCAAAAGUAUCUUCUCUCCUGAUAUUUGGUAUCUUCCUCUGUGUUCUCCAUUGGUCCGAAUGCCAAAAUUGGAUUGCAUUUAGAAGAAAACACAUUGCUUAUUCUUCAAACAUUAAUUGUACUAAUGUCAUGAAUCGAUACCCAUUCCGCAAACAACAUGGGUGUAAGCAACUGAACACCUUCAUCCAUGCUCCUGCAAAAACAGUGCAAAAUAUUUGCAGAGGUGUCAUGCAACCGACAGACACAACAAGCAUUGCACCUUUCAGGUAUACCACCUGUGUCAACACUUUCCACCAUGGUCAUCAUUGUGUCUACAAGGCUAAAACUGGCAGGCGUGUUAUUUGUGUAACAUGUGAGCGUAGGUCCCCUGUGCACUUUGUUAAAGUAGGCCAAUGCUAA